Messenger RNA from Prorocentrum cordatum, 357 nucleotides. The record is from the annotation of a GenBank genome assembly. Lineage: Eukaryota; Dinophyceae; Prorocentrales; Prorocentraceae.
AUGCCCUCGCACCCUUGCCGACACCACAGCGACGACGCCGACGACGACGACGCGGAGCACCACGUCCGCGGCGACAGCGGCGGCGGCGGCCGCGGCGGCCACGACCGCGGCGACGGUGGCGGCAGCCUGGCGACGGCAGCGAUGGCAGGGACGGCCGACGGCGCGCGGCGUCGGCCAGCGCAAGCGGAAACCAUGUAUAGUUUUAGGAUGGGCAACCUUCCGAGGGCCACCCUCGCAUCGUUGCCCCUUCGGCCAGUCCUUGGCCGCUUGCGCUGGCCGCGCUCCGCUCCAAGAGCCUCGAAGUGGCCCUCCGCGGCCCGUGCUUCCUUCUCGUGCGUCCUUGCGAGAAAGGGUUGA